This is a messenger RNA of Hermetia illucens (black soldier fly), 1611 nucleotides long. RefSeq lists its product as uncharacterized. The transcript is spliced from 2 exons. The coding region runs from base 12 to 1235 and encodes 407 amino acids. The record is from RefSeq and is a predicted model, not a curated record. NCBI's taxonomy places the organism in Eukaryota, Metazoa, Arthropoda, Insecta, Diptera, Stratiomyidae.
ACAAAGGUUGGAUGGGUUUGGACGGCUGGACCAUGGCGACAGAGUCUGCAGUAAUAAAAAAGUUGAAAGAGGAUGUAGGCGUAGCAUUCGAGGAAGUGCGUAAAGCUCUAAGUGUUCGUGAAAAACUUCUCUUGCGACAAGUCGAUGUUAUUGCAAGUCAAUGUCAGAAGCAGAGUAAUUUAAAUGAGGAUAUUAAAUUCAUUCCAAAUGACGAAAUUGACUUGAUGGAGAGCAUACGGUCCUUUGGGAAAUUCAAUUUACCUCAUUUGAAUUUUACGAGCGACUUGUACGUAAGCGAAGAUUACAUAUGUCCAAGUGUGGACCAUGAAACUAUGUACAAGUGUUUGAACACAAAGGACGAGGUGGAUGUGUGCAGCCAGGUUGGGGACCAAACAGGACAAUCCGAAGAAAAUGACCCCAUUGACUUUUUUAACGAUAAGAUACUUAAGGAAAACAUCGAUAACAUGAAUGAGUCGAUAGUGAAUAUCACCUUGAAAGAAGCCAAAGAUUUGAUCGAGAAAACCAAUAAAAACUUUGCAGAUAAGAUAGAAGGGACUGAGAAACAUUACAUAUCUAGUGAAAACGAGGAAAUCGUUAACGAUUGCUUGAAUGGAAACACGAAGAUUGCUCAAGCGUCUCAAACAGAAGUGGUUUCUUCGGGGGACUACAAAAAACCAAAUAUAACGAUCAAUAAUUGCAAUGGUAUCAUCAAUCUGAAGAAUAUUUCUAAUUUGACCAUUAAUUGCUCCGGACAAACGUCCAUCCAGACGGCUCAGAAGGCAGACAUCACGACCAUGGCACCCGGGGAGAGCACCAGCAGCGAUAUAGUCAGCUCAACGGUCCAGUCCGACGACGAGGAACGAAACGUGGAAACCAAAGAGGACAACGACAGCAGCUCGGUCAAUUGUGAAUUCUACAACCGACUAAUCAAAGAAAUAAAGAAGAGCAUCAAGCAACAUCACCAGAACUCGCAAAAGAACUUGACCGACGCCCUUGGCAAUCACGUGUGCUCAUCAACCUCAACCGAGUCAAACGGCAACGACUCAUACAAUCGCAAACUCUUGUUGAAGAACUUCGAAAAUCUCAAAAUUGUUCUUGAAAACAACGAAAACGACACCCAUCCCGUGCAGAUUGAACAAUGGCUCACUGAAAUCAUAUCGGAGACUGAAAUCGAACCAAUGCAGAACACUGGCAUCCUAGAACACAGCAAAUUCGCCGGUAGCAAGCUCUGCUAAUUGAAACCACAUAUGCGGAAUUGAAGGCGUCCUCGUGGGCCCAAAGAUAUCCUCAUCACGACUAGAAUAUAAGCGCGAAUCCUCGGUAGCUUGUAGAUUGAUGAGAGUAGGAGAGCAACGAACAUUCUCUGAACCAAUAUUCCACUUAGGUCGAACACAAGCAACAUUCAAACAAUUUUAGCAGCUUUUUAUAUACACGGAUAUUUUAUGAUAGCUGAUAAGUACUUAAAACGUUUUUAGCAAACUAAGCAAAAUGUCUUCAAUUGUCGAUAUUAUACGUAUAUUUAUUUGUUUAUGUAUUGCAUUUACCGGAAUCUGCUAAGAUUUUUUUUAUUUCGAAUGUGAGUAGGAAAUAAAUUUAUUAUAUAUAUAUUCA